UUCUUCUGUCAGAUUACCGUAAUGACUGCUUGUGUAGUGCAAGUAGAAAUUUUACAGUGCAAAUCGGUUAGUGUCUCCAUUCAUUGGCAGCGAGAAUAAACAUUCACACACAUAAACUGAGCCCUCUGUAUUGUAUUAUUAGUAACGUUUAAGUCAGGUAUUCACUAAAAUAUUUCUAUUUUAUUUAUAUAGCGCUUUUCACUAUUGUUUAAUAGUCUCAAAACUGAUCUGAGCAUGUUUAUGUAGUAUUAUUCAAGAACCCCCGACUAUAUUAAAGUUUGGCCGGUUGGACUACAGACCUCUACUUCCCAGUUGAACUCCACCCACAGAAAUACACCAGUAACAUGAUGUUAUAUUGAGCACCUUGAAGACAAUCAAAGCUUUAAAAACACAUGAAAAACGGGACCUUUAAAACAACCAAAAUUAUGAGGCUUAUAAUUUGUGUCAACGUAUGUUUUUAAAUUAAAAUGGGUUAUUUUUUCUAAGUUUAAGCAAGUCUAGUCACUAGUCAAGAUAGCUUUAAGCUAGUCAACCUUUUUUAUCAACAUAUAAAGAAACAAAAAAAGAAUAUUAUGAAAGUGAAUGGGGCUCAUGAACGUUUAGGUUACAAACAUUCCUUUAAAUAUCUUCUUUUCUGUUCAUCAGAACCAAGUAAUUUAUACAGGUUUGUAACAACAGAGUGAGUAAAUAAUGAGAAUUUUUUUUUUGGAUGAACUAUCCCUUUAAAGCGUAACUAAACCCCUGGUCAGAGGCUGACUCCACCCACUGCAAUAUUUGAAAAAUGCAAGAAAAGUGGGCAGAUCCCAACGGAGAUAGAGGGGACGAACUAAGCUCGUAUCAAGUGUGUGGUGAGAUCGUAACAAGGGCGUGGUGAGCUUGAACCUGCUUACGUCACGAGUCAUUUCUUGGACCCAACAUCCAAUAGGAAAAUUCAACUGCAGUAGCCACCGUUCAACCUCAAGAAGGCAGCACUCAGACGUUUUUACACCAUAUAUUGUAGUAUUGAAACACUUUAUAUCCAAAUGUCAAAAAACUUACUAAAAUCAAUGAACAGCACUAAUAAAGCAUCAUUCUUACAGAUCAUUAACUAAAAAAAGUUGGUUUGGGGUUUAGUUACUCUUUAAAGGCCCUCCAAAUCUGUUUGCUUGCUUUAUUCUGGUUAUUACGGUAGACCAGCGCAUGCGCAGAACGCGACAUCCGGAAAUAAUAUUGUAGGCGAGAAUUAAAAGCUCUUGAGUUGAGGGAUGGUGAAGACGCGGUGCAGCCGAUGAGGCGUAAAGACUCUUUAAACAUGAACACGGACCUGUUUUAACUCGGGACGAUAUUGUCGCGGUCACCAGAAUCUCAAUCUUUUAAGGGUUUAAAUUUUCAGGUUGCAAGCUUGAAGAGGAAAGCUUGAAACACUGGAACACGGUUGGGUGCAAAGUUGUGUUACUUUGGAUGACAGCCGAUGCCAUAAUUCUGUAACAGUUGAUAACAGUUUAUUUGUACCACAUACUCAUAUCAAUUUGGCAUUUGACUUCAAAGGAUGGUAAUGACAUUAAGUUUGUCUGAUCUUCAUUGCAAAAGACAGCUUUGUUACUGAAGUGUUUUUUUUUUUUAGUUGGUAAAAACUAAAUUGCUUGUUACAUCUCGUUAGCACCGCGUAUGUGUGCACCUGAACAGUAUUGAAACCAUGGCGGAAUCGGUGAAGACCUUUCAAGCCCACCUGACCGCUGUCAUGGAUAGUUUGGUUCGCGCAUCCGUGUGCGAGAUCACCAAACUCUUCCAGGACACAGUGAACGACUAUCUGGUGGAAAUCUCACUUAACAGAAAAGAAAACGAAGCCCUUAAACUGAGACUGAGAUUGACCGAGAAUAAACUGAGAAAUGAGCGCAAAUACGGCAUGUGUUGGGCGGCCAGUCGGCGCGCUGCCGGUCUACUUGGCACGGAGGACGCAGCGCGCAAGACGCGCAGAAUGGAUCUCCUGAGAGGCAAGCAGAGGAAGGAGUGGUGUGCUGAUGCAUGGGAGGAGGGGACUGCAGGAGCGAGGGAUGAGAGGAGGGACGUGUUCCGUGUCCAUCUGCCAACAGGAGGAGUUGGAGCGGGGGAGGAGGAAAGGAUGUGCGCUUCUGGCGAGAUGAAGGAGGUGCCCAGCAUUAAGGAGGAGGUGAGCAGCCAAUCAGAGGUGGAGAGCUACAGACCUUCAGACUCCUUGAGACUCUUGCAAGAGGCCCUACAGAUGAACCAAAGUGAAACCAGCCCUCGCACAUCCACUCCCACUCACGGCGCCUCCUCCACCUGUCCUGAAUCUGCUGCUGCUGCUGCAGGGGGUUGGGAGGAGCAGGCGCUGCCUCCGUCAGAGGAACAAAUGACCAGCGGAGACGAGCUCAGCGGACUGGAGACCGCCCUGAAAGCCGAAUGUGAAAGAGAGGAGGCGGAGUCUGGCCUGGGCAGCGACUCUCACGAGGCUUUGGGUACCGGGGUCGCGUUCAUCGGACUGGACGGGCAGUGCAGCUCUCAGCGGGCUGCGUCGACUUCAUCGCAUAGAUCGGAGCCUCCCGAACUACGCCUCCCGUUGGCCCCUACCGACAAGGAAGAGCGAGACGGGUCAGGGGUAGAUUGCGGAGACGUCCUGCAUUUCUGCCAGCGGUGCGGUUGCGGCUUCAAUUCCGCCUCUGACCUGGCAGAGCACUCGUGCCCCGGAGCCGAGGAACAGCUCUAUCGGUGCUCCGAUUGCGGGAGAGCGUUCGGCCACUCCUGGAGCCUUAAGAGCCACGAAUGCGUGCAGGCGGGAGAACAGGCGCAUCGCUGCGAGCUUUGCGGCAAACGCUUCACGCACUCGCGCUCCCUCGAGCGGCACCAGUUGGUUCACACGGGCGAGCGUCCCCACAGAUGCCCGCAGUGCGGCCGGAGCUUCAGUCGUCUCGGGAACCUGGAGAGGCACCAGCGCAUCCACACGGGCGAAAGGCCGUACGAGUGCAGCGUGUGUGGGAAACGGUUCAGUCGAGUGGAGUACCUGAAACGACAUCAGCAGAUCCACGCCGGAGAACGAGCCGAGCGAAACUCCCACCACUGCUCUCAGUGCAACCAGACUUUCAUCGACACCGAGCAGUUCAAACAGCACGCGUGUCCGUACAACCUUUGAUGUUUUCGUUCGUGUGAUUCGUUGUUCCUCUACAUCUUCGAUAACUAGUCAGACCUGGAGCUUUAUAAUCUCUGUUAAAAAUACGAGUCUGUCAUCAUUUAUUUUUCCUUCUGCUAAACUGGUAUGAGAUUUCUCUUCACUGAGAGAUUUUAAAGAGGCUUUUUCUUUCUUCCCUAUAUGAUGAAUAUAAAUGGAGGCAAUAAGUCGGUCUUUUCUUGUUCAUACAGGUUUGAUAGUGUUGUGAAAUGAUGAAUUAUGCUUUAUAAGAUUUGGCACACAUCUUCUGCACACGUCUUCAUCAUUAAUGACCCAAACAUGAUGUGAUAUAAAACCCUUUAACCUUAAAAGCAAAGCACACUUUAUUGACACUGGUAUUUCAUGUUUAUAUCAUCAUUAUUAAUAAUCUGUAUGUAAAUAGUUCAUUUAGAUGAUAUUUUAUUUAUAUUAGCUACACAACACCUUUAAAGAAUGUAUUCAUGUAAACAACUCAAUAUUUGUUUAAUCUCAAGCUGUCUAUAACAUUUUGAUUUAGACUUCUUUUUUUUUCAUUUGAUUCAGAAUUUCUAGUAGAUUUUAUUUUGACAUUUCACCACCUUAUAAUGAUAAACUUCUGUCUGCAUUCUGAGAUAUUCAGCUUUUUGCUGUUCAUUCCACUUUGAUAAAACCUAAAAAAAACUUCACACAAUAAUAUGUAAAUAAAUAAAAAUAAUUAAAUACAUGUAAAUAAGAAUAUGUGAAUAACUCAGUUUUAACAUAAAUGUCAGCUAUAGAAGCGUAUCAUUUCAAGCUGGUGAUUUAUCUUUGAUGUGUUUAUUCAUGAAGUAUGAGUUUAUUUAUAAUCCCACACACGUUACUUCUGCUCUAUCACUCAACAGAGUUAAAGUGAAAUAUUUGUUGACAGUAUUGAUUUUGGUCUUUAUUUAUACAUGUUGUAUUUUACUUUUAUAGUUAUUCAACAGUUUCAUUACCAUAUGGAGAAAUAUGGUAAAUGUAAAUAAAUUAAUUCCAAAUGUU
Molecule: messenger RNA, 4141 nt
Organism: Paramisgurnus dabryanus
Lineage: Eukaryota; Metazoa; Chordata; Actinopteri; Cypriniformes; Cobitidae
Source: RefSeq, a predicted model, not a curated record